GUUCAUUUUUUGAUAUAGAUGUUGAAAUUUUAGAUGAAAAUACUGUCAAUUUGGGUUAUGAUGAAGAUUAUGAUGAAGAUUAUGAUGAAAGUGAUGAUGAAAGUGAUAUACUUGUGUAUGAUUAUUCUUCACUUGACAAAGUUAGAGAGAGAAUUAGUUGCUUGCUAGAUGAAGAUGAGGAUAAUGAUGAUGAUGAUAGUGAUAGUGUUAGUGAUGAUGAUGUUAGUAUUACUGAUGAAACAAUAGAAAUACCAAAUGAUAGUAUGAGACGUUUAGGACAGCUUGUUGGGGCAUGGGAAGUAGAUGAAACUGCAGUUAGGAAUUAUGAUAAUGUAGUGAAUGAAUUAGGUCUUUUUUCACACGAAGGAAAACAUGUAUUGAGCAUUGCUGGAAUAUCAUUGGAAAAAAUAUCCAACUUCCAUGCAAUGCACAGUAUAAAUGUAAAUCAUUUAAAACCAAGAUCUGGAAGGGGAAUACCAUUUAAAUUAUGUAAUGAUCAUGAUAAUGAUGUAUCCAGUUCCCUACAAUACAUAAGUAAAUGGAUUUUAGAAGUAUCUCAUGGUAGUGAUCAAGGAUAUAAAGAAAAGGUACUUAACUACUUGGUUCCAGCCUUAUCUGUGCUCAAUAAAGAUUCACCAAAAUUUCCUGAAAACAUAAAAUUGGAACCUUCAAAAUCUACAUACAGAAGAAAUCAAAGCUCCUUGUCUAUUUCUUAUAAAAACCAUUUUAAAAUUAGCCAAACAAUUUGGAAAAAAAAGAAUAUUCUUUCAGAAAAUUCUGAACAACUUUCCCAACCUGAAUCUUUAGAAAAAUAUAUAAAUGCAUUUCCACCUUGCUUGAUAAGUUUUUUUAAUGGAAUGGUUGAGACAAUAAACAUUAAAAAGCAAAUUAAACAUAGAAAUCAAAUCUCUGAUCCUAAAAAUAAUCAAUUAAUCAAAACAACAGCCUUUCUUUCAUCAAUAGUCAUAACAAAUGCAUUUAAAAAAAGAAAGGUUUGGAUUACCCAAAUUCUAGCAACCUUAUGCCGUAAACCUAAAUUAUUAAGCUCUUUGUAUCAAGUGCUUUUAGCUGGUGGUGUACUUCCUCACACAUUAAGACAUGAGCGUUGCUGUGAAGAUGGAUUGAUGACAGAUGCAGAUCCAAGAAAAAAUUUAGUUUAUGGACCUACAAUAUGGAAUGUUGGUGUAGUUGACAAUAUUGAUUUCAAAGAAUCUACUUUUUUUUCAGGAAAUAUAUUUGAUGCCACUAGAAAUUCUUUACAUGCAAUAGCCAGAAUAGUUAUCCAAAUUGACUUACAAAAACCUUUGAAUGAUAUCAUGAAAGAAUCACCAAUGUGGUCAAGAACACUUGAUAAUUUGUUUGGUUCUUCUGAAUUUAUUGGAGAAUGGAAUGAUAAAAAAAAUUGUAUUUUUUCUGAAUUAAUAGAGAAAUUUGGAUGUGCACCAUAUACAUAA
This is a messenger RNA of Entrophospora candida, 1454 nucleotides long. The record is from the annotation of a GenBank genome assembly. Lineage: Eukaryota; Fungi; Glomeromycota; Glomeromycetes; Entrophosporales; Entrophosporaceae.